UUUAAAUAUGAUUCCUAAUCAUAGACUAUUUAUCGCAUUCUAGAUAUGUUACAAAUUGUAUUAUUAAAAAAUAAGCUGCUGUUUCUAAUAUUUAUUAGUUUUUGUACAAUAUUCCAUACUUGUAACACAUUCGUUUUAUCUCCAACCAGAUUCUCAAUAUCCCAUAAAAAUAUAUAUAGGUGCCCACUUCGUAUAUACACAAGACUUUACUCUGUUAAAGAAGAUUCUUCACAUGAAAAUAAUGAAAACAAUGAUAACAUUGACGAUGAAUUGUCGAAAUUGCUCCAUUCACCCAUCCCGGACGAUAAUGAUUUAGAAGGAUAUGAUUUUAGUCAGGUUCAAUCAACGGAUGUAGAAUCUAAUUCUGAAACACCAACGGAUAUAUCUCUUUCAAACUUCGAUAAAUUCCACUUUGACCCUGAAAUAUAUAAAUCCAUGAUAGAAAGCUAUAAAGUGUAUAAAGGGCCAUCAUAUUCACUUACGGAAUACAAUCAACCGCUUCCUGAAGGAUGUAGAACUAUUGUUGACUUUUUAAAAUACCCUAGAAACUAUAACUUCGCAAGAUCAACUGACAUUUCUCUUAAUAUGGAGGAUAUGUCUAGUGCUAAAAUUGAUGCAAUCUCGCCAGAACUUGGUGAAGCAGAACUCGAAAAUAGAAUGGAAGGGCCAUAUCUUGAAUCAGGAUAUCAAACAAUAGGUGACGUAGCUCAAUCAACUUCAACAAACUACUUUACUCGUGAGGAAGAUGAAGAGCCCGUUCAACCAGAGAAAAUGCUUAGUAUUUUGGAACAAAAGGAUAUAAAAUCAAUUAAGGAAUAUAAAAGAAACAGGGGUUCAGAAAGUGAAUCGUCUGAUGUUUCAUACAAGAGUGCAGAAAAAGAUGAGAAUGUAGUAAAAGAUGAACUUCCUGUAUCUAAAAUUAAUCCGAAUUAUUUUAUGUUUGACCCUUACGGAUAUCUUAAGCACUACCUAACAUAUAUCAACAAGUACAACUACGAUGUUUUCAGUUAUCAUAACAAAAAUGAUGAAAGGCCUAGCUUUUAUCUAAAUCAUGAAUACGUUAAUGUAAUUGAAAAGCCGUUUCCUCCGGAUAGCAAUAACACGCUAAAUGUGAGAAAACAUUUUUUAAGUUUGAUUCCUACUCUGAUGGAUAAAUUGGUGGAAUAUAUUAAAAACGACCCUAACAAGGAUAGAACUCCCUCGCCACCAAUGCACGACCUGACGUUAUUGCAGAACUACAAGAAACCGGAGUAUUUGGAAGAUGAUUACGAGUCUGAUGGAGAGGUGGACUAUGAAAUGUACGCCAGUAUUAAAACGCUUCAUGAUCCCCGAAAUGAAGUAAUAUAUCCGUUUUACGACUUUGAACCCAUUUUAAAAAGGCGACUUCUGUCAACGUACCUUGAAAUUUACAACACGCAGGAUUUGGGUCCGCUGAAAUACCAUAAAGUGUACAGAUCAAGAAGCAAACAGCUUAAGACUAAUGCGUUCCCUACACACACAAGGCCACCAAAAGGAGAUUCUGAUAUAAAUUUAGAAGAAAAACCUAUUAAUAGUGGAGUAUUCGUUGAAAGAAGGAUUAAACUGUAUGAGCAAGGAAAGAGGAAGAGGGGAAAGGCUAUGGUGUAUCUGGAACCUGGUAACGGAAACAUAAUCAUUAAUAAUAGAGAUGGAUACCAAUAUGUGUACUAUAACGAGUUUAGACUUCGGGAAAUACUUGAACCGUUAUCUAAACUAGAAAUUAAUACGAACUUCAACAUUGUUGCAAAGACUAAAGGUGGAGGAAUAUCCGGUCAAAGUGUGGCAAUUAGGCACGCACUCGUUCGAUACCUAUAUAGAAUCUUAUCACCAAAGCUUAAGUAUAUACUUAGGAAAUUCGAUCUAGUUAGUAUUGAUAGAAGAAGGACUGAAAGGAAGAAGACUAAUUUGAGAAAAGCAAGAAAGAAGGAAAAAUACAGUAAAAGAUGAAUUAUAAUAUCUUCCCACAUA
Theileria parva strain Muguga is the source of this 1986-nucleotide messenger RNA. It is a transcript of the gene rps9, whose product is annotated as Ribosomal protein S9/S16 family protein. The transcript has 3 exons. The record is from RefSeq and is a predicted model, not a curated record. Gene Ontology annotation, cellular component: ribosome; mitochondrial small ribosomal subunit. The coding region runs from base 46 to 1965 and encodes 639 amino acids. Gene Ontology annotation, biological process: translation. Gene Ontology annotation, molecular function: structural constituent of ribosome; RNA binding. NCBI's taxonomy places the organism in Eukaryota, Apicomplexa, Aconoidasida, Piroplasmida, Theileriidae.